This is a messenger RNA of Zootermopsis nevadensis, 3972 nucleotides long. Its product is annotated as spondin-1. Gene Ontology annotation, biological process: cell adhesion. Gene Ontology annotation, molecular function: serine-type endopeptidase inhibitor activity. The record is from RefSeq and is a predicted model, not a curated record. Lineage: Eukaryota; Metazoa; Arthropoda; Insecta; Blattodea; Termopsidae. Gene Ontology annotation, cellular component: extracellular matrix.
CUAAAUAUAUGUUAUUUUAAUAUUUAGAUAUUGAACAUUUAUAAUUCACAAAUUAAGUUCAAUUUAGCUUUGUAAAUGUCAAAUUUCUUGGACAUAAUCUCAAAAUCCACAUUAUCGCCAAGAUUGUAAUUGUUGGCUGUUAAAGCUAUAAUACAAUGUUCUACAUUUAGAGUAAUAUGUUAUGGGCCGGAAGGGUGCAAAAAUGCUGUGCAAUAAGUGUUUGUGCAGCAAAGUGAUGUUACAACAGCUCAAAGGCUACACCUGAAGAAAUGCCACAUUUGCAGCAGGCCUCAACACUUUUCCAUAGUUUCACAAGAUGCGAGGAGGGGCGCAGCUCGUCACGUGUCUGCUUUUGGUUAGCAUUUCGCAAAGCUUUUGCGCAUUUCGAUGCGAUCGUGAGCCAGAAGGUCACAUGCCACCCAAGUCAGAGGCCGACUACCGCUUCAAAAUCCACAUCAGUGGAAAUCCCGACAAAUACGAGCCCGGAGAAAUUUACACAGUCAAUCUGAAAGGUGAACGAAUCCUGCAAUCCCCUCAGAAGUUCACAGGUUUUAUGUUGGUGGUGGAACCCUGGGUAGAUGGCCCUCUGAGGGGUAUGGUGGUCCCUGUGAACGACUACAACACCCGAAACGUGGGCGUUUUUAACUUGUUUGGCGACACCUCAACUAAAUUCAGCGACCGAUGUCCCAACGCUGUAAUACAGACGUCUUCAAUACCCAAGUCUGACGUUCAGGUGCUGUGGACUGCCCCUCCCAAGGGCAGUGGCUGUGUUGCAUUCAGGGCAACUGUUGUGGAAAAUAGUGAUUUUUGGUACAUGGAUGAUGGUCCACUGAGUCGCUUGCUUUGUGAAGCUGUUGAAGAUAAUGACGAUAAUCAACCUGAAGUUGUGAAUCCUUGCUGUGCUUGUGAUGAAGCCAAGUAUGAGGUGACUUUUGAGGGUUUGUGGUCAAGGCACACCCAUCCAAAAGAUUUCCCAACAGGCGGGUUGCUGACAAGAUUCAGUGAUGUAAUUGGAGCUUCUCAUUCUGCUGAUUAUUGGUUCUGGGAUUAUGGUAGCUUUGCUUCAGAAGGUUUGCGCCAGGUAGCAGAGAGAGGCGCCACUCGUAUGCUCGAAAGUGAAUUAAAAGCUCAGAGUGAACAUAUACGGACAAUAAUAAAAGCGCGAGGUAUUAGCUACCCCAACGUGACUCGCAAAACAUUUGCAGUGUUCCGAGUGGACAGGAAGCACCAUCUCAUGUCCAUCGUGUCAAAGAUAGAUCCAUCACCAGAUUGGAUAGUUGGAGUGUCCCGCCUGGAACUGUGCCUGCGGAACUGCAGCUGGGUGGAACACAAAGUUCUGAAUCUGUACCCUUAUGAUGCAGGCACAGACAGUGGAAUCGCAUACAUUUCACCAGAUAUGCCUACAAAGCCACGUGAGACAAUUCGAAACAUCACGUCCACCUAUCCAAAUGACCCAAAAUCUCCAUUUUAUGGUGAGGAGAUGAAGCCUCUGGCUCGUUUGUACCUCACUCGUCAACGGCUUUAUGAAAAGAGCUGUUCAGAUGACACUUCUGGGGGUACUUCUGAUGAUGAUUCUGUAUUGGAUGAACACACAGUAUCUGGAGACUGUGAAGUGAACGAAUGGGGUCCAUGGAGUGCGUGCUCUGUUUCAUGUGGUAAGGGUGUAAAGUAUAAACAGAGAUCUUACAUGGACACUACUAAGGCCCAGAUAAGAUCCUGUAAUAUAAAAUUAACAGCUAAGUAUCCCUGUCAUGGUGCACAUGAGACAUGUAGUUUCCGGGCUGAUGAUGCACUGACAGAUGCACCACUGGACUCCAUUUGUAUUCCGACAGAAUGGAAUUCAUGGUCAAGCUGUUCAGUCACCUGUGGAAGAGGUGUGCGCACGAGAUCUCGUAAAUAUGAGCAGCGUGAAGCGUACAAACGCUGCUCUUCACAUCCUAAAUCACCACGUCUUGAACAGAAUGUUGUAUGUUAUGGAGUGGAGGGAGAGACAUGUGGAGAUUUUGCAGAGACUAGUAAGACAGAAAAGCCAAAUUGCCCAUUAACAGAGUGGUCUGUAUGGAGCCCCUGCAGUGCUACUUGUGGCAAGGGGAAACGUAUACGAACACGCUUGCGAGUUGUAUACAACGAGGAAACAAGGACGAUGUAUGAAUACAUGGAAGAAGGUCAUAAUGGCCCUCUCAGUAUGAAGGACUGUGCAGAUGUACAAAUUAAAGAUGAGGUUGAAUGUGAUGGGGAGUUUCCCUCCUGUGAGAUUACACCAUCAAUGGCAAGGGAGAUAUGCCAGAUGGCAAAAGAUGAGGGUUUGUGCACUGGAAAUAACAGUCGCUGGUACUUUGACUCGCAGGCGGAAGCCUGCCUGCAGUUCUCAUACUCGGGAUGCCGUGGUAACAGGAACAGAUUUGAAAGUCAGGAGGAAUGUGAGAGAAUAUGCCAACAAUACAAAGAGGAACUGAAGGCAAACAGAACAGCCCGCUUGCAUCAUUAUGGUGUCUCCUUGUCUGGAGUAAUAUCAUAUCGUCUUCAUGGACAUGGAAGACUGGAUCAGAAGUGUGAAGGGGAAGAAGAGGAUAUAGCCAUAAUAACUACUGAAUCUCCUGCAUUGCAUGCUGAAAACUUCCUGUUUGGUCCCAACAUGAGCUCUCAUACUCAACUUGUAGAUGCUGAAACUGAUGUGACAGUUAUAAAUUGUGUUGUCGCCCGCUGGUCCCCAUGGUCUGCUUGCAGUGUCACCUGUGGCCGAGGAGUCAAGACCAAGACUAGGACAAUCAAGGUUCAAGCAAAAAAUGGUGGGAAGCCAUGUCCAAAGAAAUUGAAGCGGAAGAAGAAAUGCAAACGGAAUUGUGAUUUGGAAAGUCUAAUUGAUGAGAAUCCUACAUGGGGAGAUGCUAACCCAGUUCAAAGAGUUCAGCCUAUUGACUGUGUUCUGUCCGAAUGGUCUUCUUGGUCUCUGUGUUCCCACACAUGCGGGAUGAAUGCCAUGCGGCAGAGAACAAGGAGUGUGGCUACUUCCAGUAGUGGUGGUGGAUUACCAUGUGGGUCACGUCUGGAGGUCAUACCAUGUGAACUGCUUCCUUGUAAUGACUAAUCAUUACAGAGAAAAGAUCUGUUCUACAAACUCAACAUCCAUUCAUCUACAAUUUUUAUGUUUUCUUGUACAAUGAAGUUUGUAGAUGGCCAUGUACAGACUGAUAAUAAUUAAGUCAUAUCAUAUCAACGGUGAUCUUUCAGAGUUUCAAUUUUCUUGUGAUUAGUAUAAGUAUAUAAGAAUAAUAACUUUAUUAUUUACAAAACUAUUCUAUAAGUUUAAUUAUUAACAGUCUAAUGUAGAUAAUUUCUGUAAAUAAUGUACCAUUUGUUAGGUAAUUAUGUCAUUUGAAUGUUUUUUUAUUUUUCUGUAUCCUUCCAGUUGCCAUAUAAUUUAUUCUUUGUACUCAAAUUUCUCAUCCUGCUUCAUUUAAUAUUUUUAACCUUAUUCUUAAGUAAAUGUAUUUUAACCCUUUCACUUCUCCACUUAUAAGGAACUAACAAGGUUCUCACAUUUAGGGUUCUUUCCUUGCAAAAUAUUGCAUAUGUUGCUCGAGUAAGUUUGUGAGAUUCUAUAAAUUUUAGAGGGAAAAAUUUACUAUAUUUUCAGACCACUGUUUUUUUAAUAUUGUGCUGAAUUUAAAUAUUCACACAUGAGCACUGUGUUUUACAAAAGGAUAUGUUCCUUGAAAGCAAUUUUUAAAUUAAUAUUUAGUAAAGGUAAUAAAAUUUUACAUUAGUUUAAAGGAAAUAAGUACAGGAGAGAGCCCAAGUUAAAAUAUAUGAGUAGAAAGGGAAGGUAGAUAACUGUAUGUAGUGUGCAUAUAUGUAUUUAUUUAUUUAUUGUCAUAAAUGGUAACUGAUGAUCACUUUGGCCACAUGGUAUAAGAUAUGUAUGGUUUUAGACUGCUCAAUCUACUGAGAAUGUAUGUUUGAAUCUUAUUU